AUGGAGGCGGCGGCGGCAGAGAGGCGGCGGCCGGAGGAGGAGGCGGAGGGGGAGCUGCUGCAGAAAGAAGAGAAAGAGGAAGAGUCUCCACUUGCUAAGCGGAGAAGGGUGCUGUGCUCCGAGUUUACCGCCAUCACCAGCAGGGACGCGGCGGUGGCGCGCAGCUUCUUGGCCAGCCACGACUGGCACAUAGAGAGGGCGCUGAACGCCUACUUCGAGCCGCCGAUGGAGAAUGAGGAUGAGGCCACGGGCGGGGUGUCGACGGCCUGCGCGGGGCCCGGGCGCUGUAUUGACCUCACAGCAGAUGCAACUACUAGUGAUGACAGUGUCAAUAGUGCAGACUCAAAGAAACAAGAAGAUGACAGCAGCUUCUCACUGAUAACCUGGAACAUUGAUGGGCUGGAUCUAGGAAAUCUAAAAGAACGAGCUAGAGGAAUCUGUUCUUACCUGGCAUUAUACAGUCCAGAUGUUGUGUUUUUACAAGAGGUUGUCCCACCACAUCUCUGUCUUCUACAGAUGAAAGCAGGCAAUUACACUGUGAUUCCAGGUAACAUAGAUGGCUAUUUCACUGUCAUAAUGUUGAAGAAAUCAAGAGUGAAACUACUGAAACAUGACAUAAUACCUUUUCCAACAACCUCUAUGAUGAGGAACCUUUUGGUUGUGCAUGUGAGCAUAUCUGGUAAUGAACUUUGCCUUAUGACUUCUCAUCUGGAGAGCACUAAAGAUCACUCCAAGGAGCGUAUGAAGCAACUACAAAUAGUGUUUAAAGAAAUGCAGAAGGAGCCUGAGUCCACCACUGUUAUAUUUGGAGGGGAUACAAACCUUAGAGACAGUGAGGUUGCUAAACUAGGAAAUUUACCUAACAACAUUAUGGAUAUGUGGGAGUUUUUGGGUAAACCACAACACUGCCGCUAUACUUGGGACACUCACUCCAAUACCAACCUGCGUGCCGUAUACAAGUGCAAGAUGAGAUUUGACCGCAUCUACUUUCGGCCUGCAGGGGGAGGGGGACAUAUUAUUCCACGAAGUAUGGACUUAAUCGGAUUGGAAAAACUAAACUGUGGCAGAUUCCCUAGUGAUCACUGGGGUGUUCUGUGUAAUUUUGAUGUGAUACUAUGAAAGAGUUACAUUGUUACUUUUUAGGUGUUUUGUUCUUGAUUUUACAAAAUUUUACCCUCUCAGGUUAAGUAGGGCAUACUUAGAUUUUCAAUGUUAAUGCAUCAUCUGCUCUUGCUUUGGCUGGAAUGGCUUCAUUUCAAACCAGGGUUUCCAUUUCCUUACUGUAUGCAUCUGUUCUCAAAUCACAUUUAAAAUAUUUUUUUUAAUCAUUAUAGAAAUACAAAAAUGAAAAAAUACAUACGUACCCUUUCAGGCAAGCUGGUAAAGUAGCUGAGGGAAGAAUGACCAGAUUUGCACAGAAUAAGGGUUUCUUAAGUAAGAAUUAAACUAAUAUCAAACAGUUUUAAGAACAAUGUGACUUCUAUUUGACAAGAAAAAGAUUAUAGGCAAAUGCAUGGAAAUUAUUCAAUUGGGAUAGUAUAUACCUUACUUUGUAUUAACUGUUUAUUAACCUGGGUGUGAGUUGCAGAUGAAAAUGCUUUAUCUUUCCAGUGAGCUUCUAGAAACAGUGCUCUUUCAAGCUGCUGUGCAAAGCUUGAGCAGCUCUAGGUCUCACUGACUUUGCAAAAGAUCAAACAGACUUUAUUACUCAAAUAAUUGUAUAACCAGUUUCACUGAAGCUGUGGUUUUAUAGACGUGCAAACUAAUAAGCUGGUUUAAAAGGAAAGAUCUUUCUCAUGUGGAGUUUAUUGUACAGUCAUGGUGAGGAAGCACAGACGACUCACGUCAAUGAUGCAGAGUGAACACAGAGACUGAUAAGCCUAAAUUACUUGUUCUUUGUCUUAAGUCCAGAGUUUACAAGCAACUUUUUGUUGAACAUCUGUGCUGGGUUGGCCCUGGCUGGUAGCCAGGCUCCCACCCAGCUGCUGGUUCAAGUAUCCCCUUUAAUGGUGAGAUGAGAAGAGGAAAAGCAAAUAAACCUCAGGAGGUUAAUUCAUCUCCACCGACAUCAGCUGCAGAAAUCUCCAGUUCUGCUUUUGCUUCUUUAAACACCAAAUUCUUUUUGCUAAAGGUGAAAGAGGCUGGCCUGUUUUGGGAAGGAUGUCCAAAUCCUCCUGUCUUGAUUGCUCUCAACAUACUCCGUUAUUUUAGAAUAAUUCAGCUUCAAAAAUAAGGAGGGAGAAGUCACUGGUACUUUUUUUUAGCUCAUGUUGAGCAUGUGAUCUGUUUUUUCUGUUCCCAAAUAAAUUGUUAUAUAAAAAUGUGAAAAAUAUCUACAACGGCCAGUCUUUUCCUUCCAUAUUUAGAAUGGGGCUGGUCCAGUCACUGCUUUUUACUUGAUGCAUGCUUUCUUUUUCUUCACCAGGAGCCUUCAAAGAAAUAUGGGGUUUGCCUAAACCACUUACCCCUCCUACCCCACCCUGGUAGUUACAGCCAAAGGAUUUAUGGGGAAGGUGAAGGCAGGGCAUAAUGGUUUCACUUUCAUAAAGGUGUUGGAGAAGGGGAAAGCACAGUAAACUCACAAGAAACAUCUGCUUAUGUGA
Melopsittacus undulatus (budgerigar) is the source of this 2603-nucleotide messenger RNA. It is a transcript of the gene TDP2, whose product is annotated as tyrosyl-DNA phosphodiesterase 2. Gene Ontology annotation, cellular component: PML body; cytoplasm. Gene Ontology annotation, molecular function: protein binding; 5'-tyrosyl-DNA phosphodiesterase activity; single-stranded DNA binding. NCBI's taxonomy places the organism in Eukaryota, Metazoa, Chordata, Aves, Psittaciformes, Psittaculidae. Gene Ontology annotation, biological process: double-strand break repair. The transcript is spliced from 8 exons. The record is from RefSeq and is a predicted model, not a curated record. Bases 1 to 1119 code for a protein of 372 amino acids.